Oryctolagus cuniculus (rabbit) is the source of this 10403-nucleotide messenger RNA. RefSeq names its product exosomal polycystin 1 interacting protein (gene EPCIP). The record is from RefSeq and is a predicted model, not a curated record. Lineage: Eukaryota; Metazoa; Chordata; Mammalia; Lagomorpha; Leporidae.
AAAGCAAGAAUUCAGUCCCAUUGUGAGCAAACACUUGCCUACCACCUACUGAUUCCACAGCUGAGCAAAAUAGGCAGCCCUUCUAAGGUGUGGUUUUGCUACUCUUCCCAGUGCUCGCUUGUGCUAAAAUCUACUCCAACUACAAGACCCAGAUAGUACAAAGGGCAAAUGGAAGAAAUGCUUUCAAAAGACGGAGAGAUAUAAAAUCUGUAGUAAAUGUUUAACAGGGUACCCACAGAGAGCCUGCCAUAUUUCGUUGGCAUCUGUUUGCUUAGCUUUCAAGUCUCCAGGAAGGUACCUGCGCUGUCACACUUUGCCUUCAGCCCAGCACCCCACUCCACAAGGCACCAGAGCCAUAAGUACAGAAAGUGACAAAGAAUGACAUUAUGAGAGCUGCCAUUAUAGACUGCCUCCCGUGUGCCCCGUCUUUGCUAAGUAUGUGGCUGUUUAGCUUGGUCCUUAAAAUAAAGACAUAGACUAGGCAGUAUCAGCGGACUUCCACUUAACAGUGGGUUGGCCAAUGACACUGAUACGUCAUUCACGAUUCUUGGUUACCAUUGAGUCUACUCUAGCUGGCUCAUUCCUGCUGGGCAUUUCUGAAGACAUGCAGAGGGUCGCUUAUGUUAGUGAGAAGAUUUAGAACUCUGUGCUAAACUCUGGAAGCUUCCAUAGACUUGGGGCAUCGAGGGAGCCACUGCCUCUUCCACAGUCAGGAAGUUGCUGAAUGGAGAGUUCACGUUCUCUGACAGAUAUCCAGGGCCGAUUUCCUGACCCAGGCAGGCACCUGCUGUAGCAUUGGCCAGUCUUAUUCUAGCAUCCCACCAAUAUAUGUUCUCCUACCAAUAUAUAUCUCCCCCUCAGUCCUCACCUCAGCCUUUCAGCAGAGUAUUAUUAGUCUCCCUUUGUAGAUAAGGAAACAGGCUCAUAAUGUUUAGAUAGCAUGCAAGGCGGUGAGAAAAUCAAGAUUUGGACCAAGGUCCACGGGUCAGUAUUCUCAUAUGGUAGGACUUGUAUUUGCUUUGCUGAAAUUAAACACCAACCCUAUUGGACUAUAUUCCCAAUUCCCUUUAUCCUGACUGUGAUUCACCAGGUUUCAAAACAGCAAAAUAGGCCCGAGACUCUCCCAUUUCCAAACCCUUGCUCCAGCAAUGUUCUUAGCUGUUAGGGUUCCUUGAUCUGUGGAGCAGCCGAGAAGUCAUGUGUGUCAGAAAUGCCUGCGUCAGGAAAGCAAAAAGAGUUUUCCCAUCAACUCACAUCUUCCAUUGACGGGAAAGUCUUCCAAAGAGGCAUGAGUGUGCUUUCUAUCUGACCACACAGACCCUAGCCCUCCCGGCUCACAUGCUGUCUCUCCAUAAAUACUUCUUCUUCUUCUUCUUUUUUUUUUUUAAAGGUAGAGUUGGACAGUGAGAGAGAGAGAGAGAGAGAGAGAAAGGUCUUCCUUCUGUUGGUUCACCCCCCAAAUGGCCACUACAGCUGGUGCACUGCACCAAUCCAAAGCCAGGAGCCAGGUGCUUCUCCUGGUCUCCCAUGGGGUGCAGGGCCCAAGCACUUGGGCCAUCCUCCACUGCACUCCCGGGCCACAGCAGAGAGCUGGACUGGAAGAGGAGCAACUGGGACAGAGUCCGGCGCCCCAACAGGGACUAGAACCACGGGUGCCAGCACCACAGGCGGAGGAUUAACUUAGUGAGCCGCGGUGCCUGCCUGUAAAUACUUCUUCAACUGCCCUGGCAAAAGGUAACCCCACCGUCUCCAAGACUUGAUGUAUUAGAUUUUUUCCCCUCUUCUAACUUUUCUCACAAUCAAUUCCCACACUCCUAAUCACUCCUUCUGCAGUGUAACUUCGUUAGAGGUGAGAACCGUAACAUUUGUCUCUGCAUCCCUUCAAUCUACUGGCACAGUGCAGGAGUGUGGUAGGACUCAUUAGAUGAAUAAUAAAUGUAUUAGUGGACUUCUGCUCUUUUCUUUAAAAUACUGCAUAGUGGCUGGCAUUGUGGUACAGCAAGCUAAGCUGCUGCCUGCAAUGCUGGCAUCCCAUAUCAGAGUACCGGGUUUGAGUCCUGGCUGUUCCACUUCUUAUCCAGAUCCCUGCUAAUACACCUGGAGAAGCAGAAAAAGAUGGCCCAAGUGCUUAGAGCCCUGCUACCCACAUAGGAGGCCCAGAAGGAGAUCUUGGUUCCUGACUUCAGUCUGGCCCAGUCCUGCCUGUUGCAGCCAUGUAGGGAGUGAAAUAGAGAAUGGAAAAUCUCUCUCUCUCUCUCUUUCUCUCUCUCACUCUUCCCUUCAAAUAAAUAAAUAAGUUUAAAAAAAAAACUGGAUAAUCUAUAUCCAAGUAAUUAAAAAAAUCAACUAAUCUCCUAAUGUUUCUUCCAUCAUCACUGCCCACCUGAUUUCUCCCAUAUUUAGUGAGCCUUCAUCAGUUGCUAAGGACUGGAUGUUUGUGUCCCAAAAAUGCAUACAUUGGAACACAGGAAGUGGAAGACUUUAGAAGCGGUUAGGUCACCGAGGUGGAGCCCUCCUGCGUGGGGACCAUGCCAAAGACACUGGAACUCUCUUCCUCGCACUGUGUGAAGAAACAGCUAGAAGGCGCCAUCUGUGAACCAGAAAAUGGGCCUUCGCUGGACACCAAACCUGUUGGCAUCUUGACCUUGAACUUCCCAGCCUCCAGAGCUGUGUUGUUUAUAAAUCACCCAGUGUAUGGUAUUUUUGUUGCAGCAGCCCACGUGAACUAAGACACCAGUUAAUGUAUGCAGAAUAUUCUUCAUGCAUGUAUUUGUUUUGUGGAUUUAAACCCUUUUUGAAUGAGCUUUAAAAAAAAAAAGAAAAGAAAAGCUCCUGCUUCCAUUAUGACAAAGAAAAUAAGAAACGAAGACCACGCCAAAAAGGGCCAAGUGCAGCCAGCCUACGAUGAGUGCCCAAGGCCAAGGCCAUCGAGAAGCUCAUCAUUCAAAACAGUGGCAGCUGCAGCCACCAGGGACUUCUCUAAGGCCAGGGUCUUCCAGGCCUGGGCACCUCCCAAGGUGUCUGUGAAGCUGCAUUGCUGUGUGCCCAUCCCAAUGAGGGAGUCAGAAAUCCAUCUCCUGAAGUCUGGAAUGACCAAACACCCCCACUUGGAUGUAGACCUGCAGGUGCCACCCGUCAGUGCCCCUGGAAGGAGCUUAGUCUUAUGGUGGAAAUCAAUACUUGAACAAAGAAGGGAGAAUGACAUUGGAUCUCUGCAAUGGGCAUUUUCUCUUUGGACUCAUAGUAAGAGGACACUGGUUACAGGCAUUUAACCUAAGUAUCCACUCAUCAGGCCAAAAAGGGAGGCAGGUGUUGUGAAAAUACAAAGAUCAAGGCAUCUCCAUAAUCUACAUGUAAUUCCUUCGAUUUCCGGCUCACCUGGGAUUUCCUACGUGUGUGUCUGGCUUUCAGAUCAGUAUUCAGCAGGAGCCUCCCAGGUUUCUCUUACAGCUUCCCUCUUUAGAGCCCCACCCCCCAAAGAGUAGCACCCAGGCAGGUUCUCCCCUGCUGUGCGGGUAAUGAAACUGCUAAGCCGGCAGCUUCCUCCUGGUUGCCAUGGAAAUGACCAGGCCGCUGGCCCUCUGAACACGGAAAAGAACAGCAAGUGCAAGGCCACGAAUUCCAGCCUGCCUCGCAGAUGAGACCAGCUGGCCAGCCAGGGCGAAGGUCCGCCGAGCCGGGAGGAGCGGCCCCGCGGUGCAAGGGAGAGAUCUGAAGAAAUCCCCGUGGCAGUUGAUACUGGCAACUGGGUACACGAAGGCCAAGACCUCUGAAUUCAGCAGGUGAGUUCCCACGGACUGGCUGAUGACGCAAGAAUGGGGCCGCCGUCCGGGCACUGCCUCCUUCUGCUCGGCACCCUGGGGGUCUUCGUCCUGCAGCGCGGCACCGCGGGCCAGAAGAACAGCACCCUGAUUCUCGCCCGGGAAAACGCCAUUCGGAACUGCACCUGCUCCGCCGACAUCCGGGACUGUGACUACAGUUUGGCCAACCUGAUGUGCAGCUGCAAAACGGCCCUGCCUCUGGCGGUGGAGCGAGCCAGCUACCACGGCCACCUGACCGUCUGGUUCACGGACACGUCCGCCCUGGGCCGCCUGUUGAACUUCACGCUGGUCCAGGACCUGAAGCUCGCCCUGUGCAGCACCAACACCCUCCCCGCCGCGUACCUGGCCAUCUGUGGGCUGAGGCGGCUCCGCAUCAACACCGAGAGCAAGUAUGCAUCGGCCGAGCAGAGCUUACUGAUCCGCGGCGGCGGGGACGGUGACACCGAAGGCUGGCCGUCGUGUCUGCACAUCUCCUUCUUGGACGUGGCUCUCUUCAACAGGGACUCGUCCUUAAAAUCAUACAGUGUGGAGAACGUCACCAGCACCGCCCACGACUUCCCGGAUUUCUCUUACUUUAAGACGUUCCCAGUGGCAAGCAACGCAAGCUGUGUCGUCACGGUCAUUUACUAACAUUGAACCAUGUCCUGCCUGCACGUGAAAUGUGGGGAUAAGGCCAUGAGAUGGGGGUCCCUCCUGGAAGGCAGGAAGACUCCAUGGGUAUCAGUAUUAACAAUGGCCCUGCUUAUCCAAGGGGGAUGCAUUUCCAAGCCCCCCAGAGGAUACCAGGAAGGGCAGAUAGUACCAGGACCUGUAGGUGAUAUACAAACAUAUCAUUGGUAACACUUCAAAUCAGGCACAGUAAGACAUGAAUAACCGUAACUAAUGCAAAAUAGAACAACUACACAGUACAUUUACUGAGAUAAAAUUUAGGGGACUGUGGUUCUCUCUCUCUCUAUAUAUAUAUAGAUAGAUGUAUAUAUGUAUGUAUGUGUAUAUAUAUACAUAUAUAUGUGUGUAUAUAUAUCUUAUUGUACUUCCAUUAAAGGAAGCACUUUACAACUCCUCCUUGGCACAUCCAAAUUGCUAGCAUCAUUACUCUCGCAUUUUGGGGGCUUUAUGGAGUAAACCAAGAGUAAUUUGAACAAAAGCACUCUGGUACCACCAUAGGCAGUUUGAUAACUGUGAUGGGUAAUGGACACAGGGUGUAUAGACUGGACAAAGGGAGCAUUCACACCCUGGGCAGGGUGGAAAGGAGUGCCACAAGUUAUCAUCAUGCUACCCAGAACAGUGUGAGGUCUAAAAUUUAUGAACUGUUUAUUUCCAGAAUUUUCCAUUCAUUAUUGUCAGAUUGCCAUUGACCAUGGGGGACUGAAACCGUCCAAAGAGAACCAAGGGGAGAGAGAACUUCUGUUUUUAUUUUAUUUUCUAACUGCUUUGCCUGGAACUCCUCUGAGCAGAAAAUGGUGGAUCUCGGAGGUUUCGGGGGCUGCGAAUUGCACACGAUGUUAGUCUAUCUCAGGCUGGUGUUUUCCCAAUACCUUGCUGGGAACAGAUAUGCUGAGAAGUGGAAGUUUGGAGAGUCUGGGAGAGGGAGGGAAGACAGGCUUGAGGAGGCUGGACCUGAUGGCUAACUGAGGGCACUGGGAUCACAAAGACAGGGAUGCAGAAGUGACCAUGGGAGGAUAUGAAAAAAAAGGCAUAAAUCUCAAAAUUCUGAGUGUACAGGUGGAACCCCAGGAAAAGCUCCUCCCUUUAGCACCUCUCUCCUUCCCUUCCCUUUCUGUGUGUCGUUACCCUUCAUUCCACCCCAUUCCCCCUGCUGCUCCCUCAUCUUCCUCUUCCCUCUCCUCCUCCUUCUCUCUUUCCAGAAACUAGGACAUAGUCUGGUACCAUUACAAUCGUAUUUGCUUACUCUAAGGGGCUAGCCUGGGAACCUAAUGAUUGUUUAUAACACCAUUCCAGUCCAGCUCUCUGCUGUGGCCCGGGAGUGCAGUGGAGGAUGGUCCAGGUGCUUGGGCCCUGCACUCGCAUGGGAGACCAGGAGAAGCACCUGGCUCCUGGCUUCAGAUCAGCGCGGUGCGCCGGCCGCAGCGGCCAUUGUGGGGUGAACCAACGGAAAAGGAAGACCUUUAUCUCUGUCUCUCUCUCUCUUUCACUAACUCUGCCUGUCAAAAAAAAAAAAACAAAACAAACAAACAAAAAAAAAACAAACUUAAAACUGGCUCAUCAUCAUUGUACAUACAUUGUACAUACAGAUGCCCAAUUUAUCAAUAAGUUGGAACAUAGAGAAAGUUAAGUUGGAACAUAAAGAAUCUGACAAUUGUGGUCAAAACCUAGAGUGCAGUGAACUUGAAACGUGAUUCCAUUCAUGAUACCGUAACACUAAGAAAUACUUCUAUGAGGAGAUAACAGGUUGUCCUGGGUUGAUGGCAUUCAUCAAAGAUCUCAUUCAUCACAUUAUUUUCCUCUAAACCUUAGCAUAGAGUAAACCGAAAUAACCUGCAAUUUCUACAUUUGCUUAAUUGGUGGGAGAUUUGGCCAUUCAGGCUAAUUAGCAUGAGUCCAUAAUAUCAGUGUUUAAACUAGGCAAAAUGAAGGCCAAAGUACGAAUUUUAAUAAAAAGGGAUAAUGACCACAUUACUGACCUUGAACUUCAGAGGUAACAUUAAAGUGAUAGACAAAAGGCAAAGAAGGUGGAAAGAGAGGACAAGAAAAGCUAGAAAGAUAAAAGUGAAAAGAUAAAUAACAAAUAUAGAGAGAGAGAUAUCACCAGUUACUGAAGCUGUAACAAAUUGAAUUUUUAUGGAUAUUUACUAAUAAAGCAUCAAAUUAAAUAUGUUAGAAAUUAAUGUCUAUCCUUCGGAUAUCUUCCUUUAGUAGCUUAUAAUAGUUUCAAAGCUCUUUCAUGUAUGUUUUAAUUAAGUGAUUAAUAUGAUAAAUCAUUGUUGAUGAAUAGGAUUUAAAUCAGUAGAAGAUGAAUGUUCAGGGCUAGUGUUGUGGCAUAGCUGGUUAAUACACCACCUGCAACACCGGCAUCCCAUAUCCAUAUGAGCACCGGUUCGAGUCCUGGCUGCUCCACUUCUGAUUUAACUCCUUGUUAAUGGCCUGGGAAAAGCAGCAGAAGAUGGCCCAAGUCCUUGGGCCCCUGCACCCACAUGGGAGACUCCGAAGAAGCUCCUGACUCCUGGCUUUGGCCUGGCCCAGCCCCAGCCAUUGCAGCCAUCUGGGGAGUGAAUCAGCAGUUGGAACAUAUUUUCUCUCUCUCUGUCUCUCUCUGUCUCUGUCUCUCUCUGCCUCUCUCUCUCUCUGUCUCUCCACCUUUCAAAUACAUCUUUAAAAAAAUGAAAAUUCAUUUGAUUAUAAUUUAGAGCUGUUGUUGCCAAGUUUCUGGAUCUGUGGUUCAGCUUGUGCUGUUACGAGACAAGUAAAGAACAGAGAAAAUCCACAGCACAGACACGGAACAAGCGGUGCUUGGCACUCAGCACAGGGUCGGAGGGCAACAGGGAGGGGCUGGGGGUCCACUGGGUGGUCCCUGGAUGCACCUAGAAAGCCCGCCGUGGCCUAACUCAAGUGAAGUGUUGCCACCGGAGGGCAUGGCGGGGCCAGACCAAUCCCUCAAGCACACGAUGAGUUCUGAGCUGGUAGGUGAAACCUCAAGUCCUCACUGUUGACAUGCCAUUCAUUAUGUUUUAAAUAACAAGCUCUGGGGCAAUAAACCCCAGCAGUGGCUCCCACCCGGCCUGGGGCUAGCAUUACCAGUUGCUGCCUCUGGCCAGUGGCGUGCUAGUCAGAGUUUACCCCCAGCUCUCCAGAAACAGAGCAAGACACAGACACAUAUGUACACAAUCUGUUAGACGUUUUACUGACAGGAAGAGGGUGUAACACAAAACUUACAUAAGCUAUGCCCACGAUUAAUUUUCAAAGAAUGCUGUUCACUUGUCACACAUUGGCUUUUUGCAUGCAUUUUCUGCUUCAAUAAAAACUUCUAAAAAGAAAAGAAGGCAUAAUAUAGCUAACCCUCAUGUAAUUAUCUUUCAGAAUUGACAACCAAGAACAUUUUAUCACACUUAAGGUUUUUGUUAGUAAGAGAAAGAAAACACUAAAUUGUUUUAAAUGACAAAGAAAUGAUAUAUUUUCUUCAUGUUGUUGCUAACAGUACAGGCACAAUACUAAGUCCCUCACAGCACAGGACCAGCCAGGAGCCAUUAGGCAAAAAUGACAAUUUGUUUGCCUCUGAGUUGAAUCAAUGAUUUCACUCACCUGGAUCCUUAUCAGCUACAGGUUGUGAUUAUCCUCAUUAUAAGAGUCUGAAAAAGCCACAGGACUUAAUCUGAUCACUCACAAGAGAGUAAAAAGAAGAUCCCAGGAUCAAAACGAAGCACUUGAACAAGAGGGAACUUCAAAAUAUGGGCGGAACAUGGAAUGUAAAAGAUAUGUUUGUUUUGGUGCAAAAGAAUGUGAAGCCCAAACAUAGUUAUUUUGUAACAUGUAUUUUCAUGAACUUUUUGAAGAUCUUUUGAAUGCAUGGAUUUGGAUUUUUUGCAUCCAAAUAAAUAUAUCUUUUAAUUCCAUGUGCCACCAACUUUUUGAAGUUUCCUUGGAGUUAGAGGCCAUUUAGAAGAGAUCCGUUGCAGGGGACAGCACUGUGGUAUAGCGGAUGCCUGCAGUGCAGGCGUUGAAUAUGGGCGCCAGUUUGAAUCCCAGCUGCUCCACUUCUGAUCCAGCUCUCUGCUGUGGCCUGGGAAAGCAGUGGAAGAUGGCCCAAGUCCUUGGGCUCCUGCACCUGCAUGGGAGACCCAGAAGAAGCUCCUGGCUCCUGGCUUCAGAUCAGUGCAGCUCUGGCCAUUGUGGCCAACUGGGGAGUGAACCAGCAGAUGGAACUCUCUCUCUCUCUCUCUCUCUCUCUCUCUCUCUCUCUCUCUCUCUCUCUGCCUCUCCUUCUCUCUGUAACUCUGACUUUCAAAAAAUUAAUAAAUAAAUAAUUUUUAAAUGCAUGGUCAUUCCCGCAUUUUUAAAUAAAGUGUAGUUACCUCUUACUCCCUGCUUUGUAUUUGAUUACUGCUGUGUUAGAGUCAUUAGGCAGUUUUGUGUGAUUUGUAUUUCUUCUGGAAAAUAAUUUUCUGUGGAACUUCAGAGGUAUUAUCGCUGGGUUGCGCAUAAUAUUAUCUCAUAAUUAAUUUGGCCUCUUCCUUAUGUCUAGUUACACCUGAAGUUAUGAGGUGUGUGUGUGUUCUGUGUUAUUCCCUUAUCAGACUUAGAUUUUUCCUUGUCAUUCCUAUGUUUUGGUUUUCAUUUGAUUAUUUUAUAACAGACUUAUUUCAGUUUUAUCCUCAAAUAUUCCUACUUCCCACGUGCUUGGAAUUGUUUGCUCCUUUUCAUCAUUUCUGAAGUUGACUUAUUUUGUUAAUAUUCUUGUAAUUAUAAAAUCACAAAACUAGGGGCUGGCUCUAUGGCAUAGCAGGCUAGGCCUCUGCCUGUGGUGCCGGCAUCCCAUAUGGGUGCCAGUUCGUGUCUGGCUGCUCCUCUUCUGAUCCUGCUCUCUGCUGUGGCCUGGGAAAGCAGCGGAGGAUGGCCCAGGUUCUUGGGCCCCUACAGCCUUGUGGGAGACCUGGAGGAAGCUCCUGGCUCCUGGCUUUGGAUCAGCCCAGCUCCUGCCAUUGUGACCAUUUGGGGAGUGAACCAGCAGAUGGAAGACCGCUCUCUCUGUCUCUCCCUCUCUCUCUGUCUUUAACUCUACCUCUCAAACAAAGAAACAAAAUUAAAAAAAAAAAUUUACAAAGUUAGUUUAAUGCGAUACAUUAUUCUGAGUAUCCCUUUAACUGUAUAUCAACGUUUAUACAUAAUGGCAACAUUUCUACUAACUUACAGGGUUUUUAGUUGGAAUGCCAUCGUGGCGCAGCUGGUUGGGCCACCAUUUGUAACACUGGCAUAUGAUAUGAAUGCUGGCUCUAGUCUGGGCUGUGCUUCCAAUCCAGCUCCCUGUUAGUGUGUGUGAGAGGGCCGUGGAAGACAGCGUGAAUGCUUGUGCGCCUGCCACUUACACAUCCAGGAAGACCUGGAUGGAGCGCCAAGUACUAGGGCCCUAGAUUUGGCCUGGCCCUGCUCUGGCCAUUGCAGCUGUUUGGGGGGUGAACCACCUAAUGCAAAAUCUCUCUGUCUCUCCCUUUCAAAGAAAUAAAUAAAUAAAUCUUUUUUUUUUAAAGAAGAAAAGUAGUGAUAACAACAAAAGAUGUUUAAAAAAGAGUUUUUAGGGGUCAGUGCUGUGGCACAGUGGGUUAAGCCUCUGCCUGGGGUGCUGGAAUCCCAUGUGGGUUCCAGUUCAAGUCCCAGUUGCUCCACUUCUGAUCCAGCUCUCUGCUGUGGCCUGGGAAAAGAGCGGAAGAUGGCCCAAGUGCUUAGGCCGCUGCAUUCAUGUGGAAGACACGGAAGAAAAUCCUGACUCCUGGCUUCAGAUCAGCCCAGCUCCAGCUGUUGCAGCCAUUUGGGAAGUGAACCAGUGGAUGGAACACCUGUCUCUCUGUUUCCCUCUCUCUGCCUAUAACUUUGCCUUUCAAAUAAAUAAAUAGACCUUUAAAAAUUUUU